Portunus trituberculatus (swimming crab) is the source of this 898-nucleotide messenger RNA. It is a transcript of the gene Vps25, whose product is annotated as vacuolar protein-sorting-associated protein 25-like. Gene Ontology annotation, biological process: protein transport to vacuole involved in ubiquitin-dependent protein catabolic process via the multivesicular body sorting pathway. The transcript is spliced from 5 exons. The record is from RefSeq and is a predicted model, not a curated record. Gene Ontology annotation, cellular component: ESCRT II complex. The coding region runs from base 92 to 619 and encodes 175 amino acids. NCBI's taxonomy places the organism in Eukaryota, Metazoa, Arthropoda, Malacostraca, Decapoda, Portunidae. Gene Ontology annotation, molecular function: protein homodimerization activity; structural molecule activity.
CAGAACACCCAUAGAGAGAAGCUGUGGCUACUGACUCCGUGUUCGCUCAGCAUUUACAGUUUUUUUUCUACCGUCCCCUUAGCUACUCACUAUGACGGAGUUCGAGUGGCCUUGGCAGUACAGCUUCCCGCCUUUCUUUACGCUGCAGGUGAACGCUGACGUGAGGAAGACCCAGCUGGACGCGUGGUGUGCCCUGGUGACCUCAUGGGGCAAGCAGGGAGGCGUGACACAGAUUGAUGUAACUGAGGCCUCCAAUCUGGCUGUCUUCAAAAAUGCGUCCAUCAACCGAGCCCUCCCGCCAGAUGGCAUUCAGGUGGUACUGGACGAGCUGGUCAAGAGAGGCAACCUGGAGUGGACGGACAAGACCAAGCGGAGAGGGUACCUGCUGUGGCGUAGUGCGGGUGAAUGGGGGACACAGAUUUACAAGUGGGCUCAGAGUACCAGCCGUGUCAACACUGUCUGCACACUGUAUGAGCUCACACAUGGGGAUGAGGCGGCUGACCAAGAAUUCCAUGGUCUAGACGGGGACAUCUUACUGAAGGCCUUGCGUACACUGGAGGCAUCUGGGAAGGCGGAGAUCAUGGACUUCGGAGAUAACCAAGGCGUGAAGUUCCUGUGAGGUGUGUCGGUGUGUGUGUUUGGGUGAGAGAGAGAGAGAGAGAGAGAGAGAGAGAGAGAGAGAGAUGAUAACAGAAGGAAAUAAGGUAGAAUAGAGGAAAAAGAAAGAGAGAAUGAGUGAAUAAUGAGAGAAAGAGAAUAAGAAAGAGAAAAUGAAUGAAUGAGAGAGAGAGAGAGAGGUUGUUUUUGUUUUUCUUUAGUUAUUUCACAUUCCCUGUUUGAAAAUAUUAGCAAUCAUUAAAUUAACAUGUUGAUUUACAGAAUAGAAUAAGAAAUUAAU